Molecule: messenger RNA, 2682 nt
Organism: Tachyglossus aculeatus (Australian echidna)
Lineage: Eukaryota; Metazoa; Chordata; Mammalia; Monotremata; Tachyglossidae
Product: ADAM DEC1-like
Exons: 16
Coding region: 1-1494 (497 amino acids)
Biological process (GO): proteolysis
Molecular function (GO): metalloendopeptidase activity
Source: RefSeq, a predicted model, not a curated record
AUGCCGCCCCCCAAAACAAACAUGUUGGAGGAGGUGGACUUUCAGAAGGUCUCUGAAUAUAGGUGGGAUUUAAGAGGCCAAAGUAUGGCUUUAGACCAUCACUGGUUUAAGGGAAAGCCUCAGGACUGGGAAUCUUGGUACCUGAGUUCAAGUUCCAGCUCCUCUACCAGCCCUCUCUGUAACCAUCUCCUCAGUGCCAUCAGCCAAGUGCCAGGGGCAAAGAAAUAUGAAAUUGUUUUUCCUCAAAAACUUCACACCUUACACAAAAGAGAUGUAAAGGAGGCAGAGGAAGAAGCUAACAACAAAGAGGAAAUAUACCAGUCGGAAGUGCAGUAUCGUAUUAAGUUACAUGGAGAAGAUAUAGUACUUCAUCUACAAAAAAACAAGAAUCUCUUAUCCCCAGACUACACUGAAACACUUUACUCGUCUACUGGGGAGAGGAUCACCACAAGUCCUCAGCUCAAGGAGCACUGUUACUACCAAGGGCAUAUCAUAAAUGAAAAGGAUUCUGCUGCCAGCAUCAGUACAUGUGAUGGUUUGAGGGGAUACUUUAAGCAUUAUGAUCAGAGCUACCUUAUUGAGCCCCUGAAGCUAACAGAUCAAGAGGAACAUGCUGUCUACAAAUAUGAACACAAAGAGCUUAACAGAGCUAAGAGGAGCUGUGGGAUGAAGCAUUCAGGCAGUAAAAAUGACCUCAUCCGAACCCCCAGAGCAGUGAAAAGUCAAGAGGAACAAGCCUUUCUUCAAUCUGAGAAAUUCAUUGAAUUGUACUUGGUCUUGGAUAAUGCCUUCUAUAAAAGUCACAAGGAGAAUCAGACCGUGAUAAGAACCUUGAUUUUUGAUGUGAUGAACCUACUCAAUGUGAUUUAUAACACCAUCAAGGUCCAUGUGGCCUUGACGGGUUUUGAAAUCUGGAAUGAUGCAGAUAAAAUCAAAGUGGUCCAAAAUUCAGGAGAGCUUUUUGCAAACUUUCUGGAUUGGUGUCGCAGAGACCUGUUGAAAAGAAAGGCACAUGACCAUGCUCAGUUUCUGACUGGACUCCCCUUCAACCAGCGGCUAAUGGGAGCAGCGGCCUCAAAUUCAAUAUGCUUACCAACUUCUGUCUCCAUCAUCGAGGCUCUUAGAAAAGGUAAAUUUUCACUGGUGGGAAUAAUGUCACAUGAGUUGGGACAUGUCCUUGGAAUGCCUGAUCUUCCACAUACCACCAAAUGUCCCUCUGGGAGCUGUGCGAUGAACCAAUACCUGAGCUCCAAGUUUCCCAAGGAUUUCAGCCCAUCCUGCCGCAGUCAUUUUGAGAAAUUCCUUCUGAGUAAUAAACCGAAAUGCCUCCUCAAUGUUCCAGCACCUGAAAGUAUAAUUACAAACCCAAUCUGUGGGAACGGCAUAUUGGAGAGAGGAGAAGACUGUGACUGUGGAGCCCCUGAGGGAUGUUCUAACCCUUGCUGUGAGGCGAAGACGUGCAAACUUAAAUCUCAGGCUUCAUGUAAGGCAUAAUGGGAUUCGUGACAAGAGUUAAAACUGAAGCAGUCCAGUAACCGGAGUUGGGAUAAGAAUCAGAAGUUUUGGAACUAAGAAGAACUUCAUUUUUUUUUCCAUCAUUGUGUUUUGUUGAAUUUGUAGUAGUUCUCACUCACUCUUUAAGUCAGUUAGUCUCAAGAGAACCACAUCCUCUAAAAAUCAUAGAAUGGAUUUCACAGUUCUGCCACUGACACCUAUAAGAACCAAGUCAAUGACUAUAGAAAUAUCUAUACACAUACCUAGUUAGUCUAUAUUCCUCAAUGACAAACUCUUGGGAACUUUAAGUCUCUCAUUAGACUGUCCAGAGAAAAAAAAGAACAAAAUUUGAAUUUUCAUUAGUUUUCAAACACCCCUCAAGAUCAUAACUAAAGAUUGACACUUCGAUCUGAAGUUUAUUAGGGAAAUGGGAUUAAUAACUCCUAUCAUUUUAUUCAGAUCCAGACACAAACCACUGCAGCAAUAAUAUUAUUUCAUAAUGCUUUCAUAGAUACAUUAUUUUGAGACCCAGAUAAUGUAUUUACAGGGAGGAGUGGUUUUUGGAGAACAGUGUUCAGAGGAAAAUUCAAUUUUUGCUUGGAUUUUGCACAAAGUAAGCCUUCACUAAGUGCUUUCGGAUUUGAUUCCGUAUGCUUUAAGCAUUCUUUGCACAUGAGCUUUUAGACUGUUUUCCAGAUGGGUGUAUACAAACACACACUUACAUUCUUCUCUCAUUUUACCAUUAAUCAGUGAUAAGCAUGCUUGAAAUUGAUGGGUUUUUCCCACAAUUAACCUCUGUUUCAGCCACACAUUCCUUUUAUUAGAAAUCACACAUGAACUAUUUAAGUAUUUUAAUCAAUGACUAAUUUUUUAAGCAUAUAGGGAUGGAAUAUUUGUUUUCAGCAAGAAAAUCCACAGAACGUAGUAGAAAGCCAACAUUAAAACAGGUAACAAAUGGACAAAAAGAGGUAUUAGCCUUCUGAAGAUUUUCUGCACUGUGAACCAACUGUAUUUUUAUCAGUGGAAUUGACCUCAUGGAAUGAUGUUAGUUUUUUCCUGUUACAUAAACCAAUUUUGAAUUUAAGGAAACAUCUUAAUUACUGUGAAUUGUAGGAUCACAUCUUCUGUUGGAAAGUGCAUUUUCCUUUCAUUGGUCAUGUCCAUUUAUAGAAACAGCCAUAUUAAAGA